ACUGCCGGGUCAUCUAGAAACAUUAAUAUCGGCAAAAUUAGAGCAUAAAAGAACUGAAUCAAUGGUACGAAAUUGUUCGGGAGAAUCUACUCUGUUGCACGGUUGCCAGGAAUUGCAGGAGUGCUCUCACGUUUGCUAUUGGUCACGCCACGUUUUGUUGACUACGCUUUCCUCUAUCCCUACUCUGGUUCGAUUCUUAUGCUUAUCUGUGACGUCACGGAUGGAAUCGUGCGACAUCUGUACCGACAACUCUGGUGUACACCUUGAUCUGCAAACAUAAGUUUCACGAAUCCCGAUGCACCUCCGUACCUGCGGUCGUGUCAAGAGAGAAAUAUUGAAGAUAUUGUUACGAAUUUCUAUUGUACCAUAGAAAAUGAUAAGUGCACGAUGAUUAUGUAACUAUAGAAGAAAAAUAGUGUAAAUGCUCCGUCAAGGUGUUAAAAAGAUGUUCGGAGAAUAUAGGAGGAGAUAGCACUAGUCAAAAUGAAUAAGAAUAUGAACUCGCCGUCUAAACUUACGGAGUUCGCUCCGUUAAGUCCCGAGGAGAGCCAACCAGUCGUAGCUUCGCUAUUUUCAAAAUUCUUCAGCUUUGCAAGAAGUUCACAAAAUGUUGACGAUGCCGCAGUCUCGUCUACCAAAGAGGAACAGAGCUCGUCCGAUUCUGAAUCGUGGAAACAAUCGGAGAGCACAGAAAAAACGCCGGAGGAUGAUAGCUCUAGUAUGAUGAACUUUCCAUUAGAUACUCGCGAGGGUAGAAGUUUACCCAACGUUUUGAAACGCAUUAGCAACAUAGUGGCUGUCGAAAGGAAUAACUUGCGCUCAUACAAGGAUUCCCAAUUGAGAAGUUAUUGGAUGCCUGAUAGCGUGAGCAAGCAGUGUUACGAAUGCGGCGAAAGGUUCACAACAUUUCGUAGACGGCAUCACUGUCGCGUGUGCGGUCAGAUAUUUUGUUCGAAAUGCUGUUGCGAUCAGAUUCCUGGCAAAAUUAUGGGAUACACUGGUGAUUUAAGAGUUUGUACAUAUUGCUGCAAAGUAGUUUUAUCUUAUCUACAAUCUUCUGAUAUGAGAAGCGAUUUAUCUGAAGAUUUGAAAGCUUUGCAAGAGGACCUACAAGUUAAAUAUGGAAAUGAUCCACCGCUUCUUACGCAGACAAAUGCAAAUGAAUCUGUGGAAGAUGAAACAUUGAUUUGUAGGAAACCAAGCGUAGGAUAUAUGGAAGAAAAAUAUGCCAUUGAAAGGUCGUCGAAUAGUUAUUUAACAUCUCAAGAACGUUCUCUUGCUUUACAAAACUCGGCUUCUUUAAGGAUGAUCUACGAAGAGCUCUUUAGAUCAAGCCAAGCAAUACUUUUACAAACUCACAGAAUCAGGCUGAAGAGCUAUUACAAUUGCUUCCUAGCGAGCGAGCUGGUAAAUUGGAUGAUAGCGCAGAAUAAAGCAGCUACUCGCGUACAAGCCACUGCUAUCGGACAAGCACUUCUCGAAGCAGGUUUUAUUGAGCCAGUAAUCGCUGAUAACGUAUUCAGCGACACCGCGACAGUGUUCAAACCAGUGACGCUGUCGCAAAUGCAAAGCAUGGAUCUAUUAACGGAAACUCAAACUACCUGCGACGCUCAAGAGCCUGCAUGGGUAAAAACAAUUCCACAGCAUGAUUCUACGACAGACUCUGAAAGCGAAACGAAACCCCCGAAUUCAAUGCAACAGACCAGUGGACGUUUACCAUCUUCUAGUUCAAGUUUUUAUAUUGACGUCAAUUUAGAAUCGUCUACCGUUACAUUGAAAAGACCAACCUCGGAAGAUUUAACUACGUUGUCUGUAGAUAGUAGCGACAGCGUACUCGAUCAAAAAGAAGACCCGGUGAAGUCGCACGAAUGCAAUCUGAAAAUAGCCGACGAUUUGUUGAACGAGACGCUACAAGUGCAAGAGGUCAAAGAGAGAAACGGUUGGCACAAACCAUCGAAUCUUAGAACUUCCUUUGGAGAGCUGCAUACGUACGAAUGUUUAACGUCUGCGUACAAACAACACGAGGAUUCGUUGAUCAAACAGCUGCUGAAUAAAGAGGGUUUGUCGCAAACUUGGUCGGAAACAAUACUUCCGAUUGCGCAUCAGGUUGUCGACAUCGUAAGACCAGAUCUGAACCAUAACGUCGACGACUUGGACAUUCGACAAUAUGUUCAGAUAAAAAAGUGUCCAGGCGGUAGCAGGGACGACUGUGAAAUCGUGUCGGGCGCAGUGUGUAAUAAAAAUGUUGCGCACAAAGGGAUGAACGCGAUGAUAGCUUAUCCGAAAAUUUUAUUGCUUCAGUGCGGUCUUAUGUAUCAACGCGUCGAGGGAAAGUUAUUGAGUUUGGAGCCGGUGAUGUUGCAAGAAAACGAAUAUUUAGGUCAUACAGUUGCCAGAAUUACCGCUCUUGGCCCGGACGUUGUACUCGUGCAUCGGUCUGUAUCAAGAUUAGCGCAAGACCGGCUUCGAGAAUGCGGCGUGACGCUUGUCUUAAACGUGAAGCUAAGCGUUCUGGAGAGAGUCGCGCGUUGUACGGGCGCAACUAUUGUGAAUACCAUCGAUGCGCACAUAAGUGCACGAUACAUGCUUGGCACGUGUAAAAAGUUUUACCUGCGAAAUUUUACUAGCGAGAAAAACGGUGUUAAAACAUUGAUGUACUUCGAGGGAUGUGCGAAUCCGCAUCUUGGUGCUACGAUCCUGCUGCGCGGUGGUACUCACACAGAAUUGAAGAGAGUGAAGAAUGUGACUUCGACGAUGAUCUUCGCAGCGUAUUCGUGGCGUCUAGAAAAAUCAUUUCUCAUGGACGAGUUCGCGAGACCACCGUCCCCUAAAGACAAUUCAUUUUUAGACGAAACCUCGCAGAAGGACUCUUUAGACAUCGAGGAAAGCAAUAAGAUAUCAUCCAAGUCUAUCGAAGCUAAUGAUAGUAUAGAGAACACAGACGACACAGAAAUUGUAAGGAUAUCGACGAUUGAACACGACCCUACAGCACCGACAGGCGCGAGACACAUCAUAGAAAUUGAGAGCUCUUCCAAUAGAAGCACACCGAUGAAAGAUAAAUUUACAGAUCAAUUAUACAGUGAAAAUAUAUUGAACUCAAGCUCCGUCAAGCAAAUAUCCUCUAUAUUAUCCGACGACAUUGAUUCCUACGACACUCUGAAAGUAUUCAAGCCGAAAACAAAGUCUUCUAUAAUCGAUUCGAAAGCCGCAGAAGAUGGUGCACCGAGUAAAACAUCGCAUAAUAAUGAUAGUCAUAAUAAUACUUAUGGUACCGACUGCGUGGAAGAUCCAAAUAGUACAUUGGGAUUAUUUAGCGGUAGACUUGUUGAGAGAACGAACAAAGAGACCGACGAAGAAACCGAGAAGCCAAAAAUAAAAGAUAAAGUUGUUCCAGAGGAGAAACGAAUUCGCGGAGAGUCUAUCAGCGACCGAAGCGAUCCUUUGCAUCAGUAUUUAAACGAGGACGAGGAGGACGUCUUCAGUCAAACUAGUCCGAAUGGUCAACAUUUAAGCGUGGCCGACUUGCCGCUGCUAAAUAAAUUUAAGAAAGCCUUGGAAGGCACGAUAUUAAGCGUUUCGCCGUACUUGAAAUUUUCUAUACCGUAUCUGGAGACUGAGACAGGAAGAAAUUGCGUGCUACGAAGCUUCUUCCCGAGGGAGAUUUUUUACUCCGCACAAUUUCUGGACAAAGUGAAGGAGGUCAAAGCGAGCAACGCAGCUUCGGAUCUGUGCGGCUAUGAAAAUCCGUUGAUGAGAUUGAAAUUGAAGCCGCAGCAUCCGUUCGUUCAAGCAAGACUGACCACGGACGUCGACAGCCGAGAGGUGCAAGCAUUGUUGGCCGACUUUCGAGCCCGCGGUAGUCGAUUGUAUCCGACGAAUAACGUCGUGUCGGAUAAACAGCAGGUUGCGAUGCAGUGCGACGCGAGCGAACAAGCUCCGAAGUGGCCGGACUGUCUGGACCCGGCGAGUCAUCAACGUUUGUCGGUGUCGUUCUGCAGUUUCUCGCAUACCGGCAGCGACACGCCGGCCUUCUGCGUGAACCCAUGGGUGGUCAACAUGGAUUUGUACGGAAGAAACGAUAUCGCCUUGGGACGUUUCCUGGAACGUUACUGUCUCACGUCCGAAUACAAGUGUCCCGCAUCAGCGUGCCGAGCACAAAUCGCCCAGCAUGUUCGAAGAUUCGCGCACGACGGUGGAUGCAUACAUAUUAGCUUGAGCGAAAUGAGCACCGAGCCGUUCGCCCAAGAGAACAGCAACCAGAUUUUAAUGUGGAGCAAGUGCAUGAGAUGCAAAAAUGUCUCACCGGUGGUGCCGAUGUCGGACGACACCUGGUCCCUGUCUUUCGCCAAGUAUCUGGAGCUACGUUUUCACGGGAACGCCUACACCAGACGAGGCACCGACACCUGCCAGCAUUUGCUGCACUACGAUCAUUCCCAAUACUUCACGAAGAAGAACAUGCUGGCCGUGUUCAAGUAUACGAAAAUAUCCCAGUGGGAGAUCUCCUUGCCACCGCCACUGAUAAACAUUAUAUAUGAUCCGAAGCAGCACGCGGACGUGAUCGAGGAAAUGAAAAGCUUAACGUUGAAAGGGGACGAGGUGUUCACGACUAUACGAGAGAAGUGGACAACCCUGCAGACUGAGGUGGACAGUGUAAACGCUGUGAAGCAACAACUGACCAAAGAUCAGCAGAACUUCAAGACUAAGAUAGAAGAGAUUCAAUUGAAAUUAACGUCCCCGACGUUGGAGAAUAAGAAGCUCGAGGGAAAGAUGUCCGAGAGACAGGUUCAAACUUCGAUGUUCAGAAUCGAGGACGCAAUUGUCAUUCUUAAGCGAUUGAUAUCCGAAGUCGUGUUCUCUUGGAACACGAAGAUCCUGGAGAUGUCUGCUAAGAAGAAGGACGAGAGGCCACGAAGGUUCACCGAACGGUCAUUGACGAUUGGAAGCAACAGUAUUAUCGACACCGAUGGAUACAUCACGGAAGACACUGCCUCCGAAUCGCAGAUCGAAGAUCAAAGUCCCAUGUCGGCUGACUACAAUGCUGUCGACGCCAUCGCUGCUGUGCAAAAUGAUUUGCAGAGAUUCGAAGGAAUAGAGACUUCGGACAACGAACUAUUAGAAAGCAAUAAUCCCGAUGAGAUUGUUGUCAUACCGGGAUCUCCAAAAAUGCAUCAGAGAUCGCACUCCGAUGUUCUACCUUUGGCCGUGGAGGAUAUGCAGGAUAAGAAGAAGAAAAAGAAAACUAUUCUGUCGCAGUUGCUACCCUCUCUGCCUGUCACUCAACCGAUACCAAAUCCGUUCGGUUCGUUGGAGCACCACUUACUGCCUCUUGGAUCGGUCGUGCCUAUCGUGGUGUACGAGUCGGAGCCAUCGUCUAUAAUUGCAUACGCGCUCGACUCGCUCGACUAUAAACACACGUUGCAAGAAUUGAUGCGCACCAUGAAAGGACCCGAUUUAAAUCCGAGCCCUUUGAACAAGCGAAAAUUCCCCGAAAAUAAAGAGAACAUUCCCGAGGUUAUGCAAUCAGGGGAAUUCAAGCGUCCGUCCGUUUUAUCCUUCUUCCGUGGAAACAGCCCGAAUCCAGCGAGCCCCAUAGACUCUGAUAAAAAUGUCUCGAACAUGGAUUCCAACCAGCAAAAUCCAAUAACUGCGUCAGAGACAGAGGAGGACAAGAAAGUGACCAAACAGCAGAAUUACGUCGAGGUGCAAUUCAACGACGCUACAGCCAAUUUCUACUGCAGAAUAUACUUUGCUGCACAGUUCGCUGCGCUCAGGGAGAAUGUUUUAACCUGCGGCGAAGACGGUUUUACGAGAAGCCUGAGUCGAAGCAUACAAUGGGCUGCAAGGGGUGGAAAGAGCGGAAGUAGCUUCUGCAAAAGUGGAGAUGACAGAUUUAUCAUAAAACAAAUGUCUGAAAUAGAAAUGCAAAUAUUUCUGAAGUUCGGACCGAACUAUUUUGCCUACAUGGAAAAGUGCCAGCAAACCAAACAACCAACCUUACUGGGAAAGAUCGUGGGUGUUUACAGUGUAUCCUUUAAAAACAAUACGACAAAUGCAGCGCUUCGCCGUAUGUGCUUGUUAGUGAUGGAGAAUUUAUUUUACAAUAGAACUAUAACGGACAAAUUCGAUUUGAAGGGGUCCGUGAGGAAUCGGCUGGUGAAUCCUGUCGACAUGUGUCACGAGGGUGAACUUGUAUUGCUCGACGAGAACUUGUUGAACAUGAGCUGUGACUCGCCCCUUUACAUCAGAUCACAUUCCAAGGCGGUUUUAAAUAGAGCCAUCGAACAAGACACUAAAUUCCUGGCUGAUAAUUCUGUGAUGGACUAUUCAUUGCUAGUUGGUUUGGAACCAAAUUCGGAUGAGCUUGUGUUAGGCAUAAUAGAUUAUAUACGAACUUUCACGUGGGACAAAAAAUUGGAGACAAUGUUGAAGAAAUCAGGUAUAUUAGGCGGCCAAGGAAAAUUGCCGACGAUAAUAUCGCCCGAAGAAUAUCGAGCCCGUUUCAUAGCAGCUAUGCACCGGUACUUCUUGCCGGUGCCAGACAGGUGGUCUGGAUUAGGUAGAGGCGUGGAAACAUAAAAGACUUCCAGAACAUAAGGUUCUCAUCUUUUUCUGAAAUUUUAAAUAGGAUGCUCGUGUUACUAUUUGUUUGUAAAUGUACAAAAGAUAAAAUAACGCAAGAAGAUUUGACGUAGUUCAUAAAAAAAAGACAAUUAAAAUUAUCUUUCAGUAUUACAAGUAUGAAACGUUGUCUCGAGUCCGUUUAAAAGAUUGUAGCGAAUUCUUUUUACCAAAAUACUAGACAAUAAUAACAAGAACAUCCUGUACACUAAGUAUACAUUGUAAAUAUAUUUUCUAUGCACCCGACGCGAAUGUAGCGAAUAGUGUUGCAUAUAAAGAUAUAUAUAAUGUAUAGUAAUAUUUUAUGGAAUGACUAGUCCUUCGUAAUAUUUUGUAACAAAAAAAAAAGUGAUAACAAUAAGUUACCAUUAUCGUAACGCGAAAAUACCAACUGUUGUAUAGCUUCGGUUCUAUAAUUUAUACAAUUACACGAUAGUUAAAAUCAUAUCACCUGUAUUUGUAUUUAUCGGCACAGCGAUUAACUGUAUUGUCUCUGUAUAUAACAGGAUUUCUAAUAAACUUUAUAAACAAA
Molecule: messenger RNA, 7150 nt
Organism: Megalopta genalis
Lineage: Eukaryota; Metazoa; Arthropoda; Insecta; Hymenoptera; Halictidae
Gene: fab1
Product: 1-phosphatidylinositol 3-phosphate 5-kinase fab1
Biological process (GO): intracellular signal transduction; neutrophil chemotaxis; melanosome organization
Cellular component (GO): cytoplasmic vesicle; vesicle membrane
Molecular function (GO): metal ion binding; ATP binding; 1-phosphatidylinositol-5-kinase activity
Source: RefSeq, a predicted model, not a curated record